Messenger RNA from Penicillium argentinense, 1083 nucleotides. Its product is annotated as NAD(P)-dependent alcohol dehydrogenase. Gene Ontology annotation, molecular function: zinc ion binding; alcohol dehydrogenase (NADP+) activity. The record is from RefSeq and is a predicted model, not a curated record. The coding region runs from base 1 to 1083 and encodes 360 amino acids. NCBI's taxonomy places the organism in Eukaryota, Fungi, Ascomycota, Eurotiomycetes, Eurotiales, Aspergillaceae. The transcript has 2 exons. Gene Ontology annotation, biological process: alcohol metabolic process.
AUGGGAUCCACCGGUUACAAGUUCGAGGGCUGGAUGGGCCUCGACGCCAGCGCCGCUCAGGGUAACAUGAAGUGGCAGGAGUUUGAGCCCAAGCCCUGGGAGGAAACCGAUGUCGAUAUCCAGGUUACGCACUGUGGUAUCUGCGGUUCGGAUAUGCACACUCUUCGCAGUGGAUGGGGACCCACCAACUACCCCUGCUGCGUCGGCCACGAAAUCGUUGGCAAGGCCGUCCGCGUCGGAUCCAAGGCUACCGGAGGAAUCAAGGUCGGCGACCGCGUCGGCGUCGGCGCGCAGAGCGGCUCGUGCCAGAACUUCGAUGGAAAGUGCGAGGCUUGCGCCAACAGCCUGGAGCAGCACUGCAACCGCAUGACCGGAACUUAUAACGGGACUUUCUUGAACGGCGGCAAGUCUUAUGGUGGAUAUUCGCUGUACAAUCGCUCCCCGUCGCACUUCGUGAUCAAGAUUCCCGACGCUAUUCCCUUGGCUGAGGCUGCGCCUAUGCUUUGCGGUGGUAUCACUACCUACUCGCCGCUCCGUCAGCACGGUUGUGCUCCUGGAAAGAAGGUCGGCAUUAUUGGUGUUGGUGGACUGGGUCACUUUGGUAUUCUGUUUGCCAAGGCUCUUGGUGCCGAUAAGGUCGUUGCUAUCUCGCGCAAGGCCAACAAGAAGGACGAUGCGCUGAAGCUCGGUGCUGAUGCGUAUAUCGCCACCGAUGAGGAUAAGGACUGGGUUAGCGAACACAGCCAGAGCCUUGAUCUGAUUAUCUCGACGGUGUCUUCAUCCAAGAUGCCCAUCGUUAAAUAUUGCCAGCUGCUGCGUACCCGCGGUACUUUUGUCCAGCUUGGCGCUCCCGAAGACGGCAGUCUGGAGAUCCCCGCUUUCGCACUGAUUGUUCGGGGUAUCAAGCUUGGCGGUUCGCUCAUUGGUAGCCCCGGCGAGAUCCGCGAGAUGCUGGAUCUGGCUGCUAAGAAGGGAAUCCACCCCUGGAUCGAGGAACGCCCUAUGAAGGAGGCCAACCAGGCUAUUCUUGAUAUGGAUGCCGGUAAGGCUCGAUACCGUUAUGUCCUUGCCAACCAGUGGUAA